CUCGCAGAUGCGAAGCCUGAAAUGACCUUAAUUACUAGUUAAGUCUCUGGUUGACUCUUCCCCUUUGCAAUUUUUUUUGUGUGAUCUCCUCACAACUGUGACACACAUUCAGCAGUAGAAGAGGAAGACACUACAGUAUGUCUAUAGGGCUGGAGUUGAUAGGCAUCUCUCUGUGCAUUUUGGGAUGGAUUAUUGCCAUUGUGGCGUGCGCCCUCCCCAUGUGGAGGGUGACGGCCUUCAUCGGCAGCAACAUUGUGACAGCUCAGAUCAUCUGGGAAGGCCUGUGGAUGACCUGCGUGGUCCAGAGCACAGGCCAGAUGCAGUGUAAGGUCUACGACUCCAUGCUUGCUCUCUCCCAAGACCUCCAAGCUGCCCGCGCCCUCACCGUCAUCUCCAUCCUGUUGGCCAUUCUGGCCGUGCUCAUCGGCAUCGCCGGGGCCAAGUGCACCAACUGCAUUGAUGACGAGGCAUCCAAGGCCAAGGUGAUGAUCAUCUCUGGGGUCUUCUUCAUUGUAUCCGGGGUCAUGCAGCUCAUUCCUGUCUCCUGGUCGGCCAACACCAUAAUCAGGGACUUCUACAACCCUUUAGUUACUGAUGCUCAGCGAAGGGAGCUGGGGGCCGCCCUGUACAUCGGCUGGGCAGCUUCUGCCCUUCUGGUUCUGGGUGGUGGGCUCCUCUGCUGUUCCUGUCCUCCCCGUGAGACCAGAUACAACCCUUCAAGAAUGGCUUACUCUGCCCCACGGUCUGCAGGUGGCCCAGGGUUAGAAAGGAAAGACUAUGUAUGAAUGAAGGUCAAAGAGGGAAAGACAUUACUGAAUCUCAAACCUGCUCUCGACACCAAACCGAGGGUGCACUGAAGCGCUCGAGGAAACAAGGAGACUCCACAAUGAAGGAUGUGUUUGAAUUUGCCUUUAAUGUUAAGUAUCUCUGAAUUAGGCUCUUUGUUUUUCAGAGACUGAAAAAUUAUAGAAAGGACAUUUGAAUGGAAUUUAUUUUUGCUUGUUUCAAAACAAAAAACACAAAAAAAGUCUUUUUUAUUGUCAUUGUUCUAUCACAUAUUUUUGAUACAGUCCGGCCCUCUUAAUGUUUACGACUGAAAUUUUUUUUAUAAAAACCUCCAUUACUGCUUCAUGUGUCGACUUCAUAAUAAGGCACCCCUGUGAACAAAAUGGAAGAACUGGAUGUAUUAAAUGGUACAACAGCGUUAUCGACAGAAUUACGUGUUGUAAAUACUGUAUUGUGAAUAUCGUUAAUCACCUGUAACAAUCAUGACUUAUGGUAACCGUAUUCAACACAGUGUGGUAAGGGUGGGGGCGGGAAAGUAGCAGAGGACUUUUAAUGUUUUACUGUGUGCACUGAGGCAGCACAAAAGCACCUGGGUCCAUCCACAUCAAUUAUUACCUUUGUGUCUUAUAUACCACUGCUGUACAUGUAUUUCACAAGUGUUUUUUAAAUAAACGUGACUUU
Molecule: messenger RNA, 1467 nt
Organism: Xiphias gladius (swordfish)
Lineage: Eukaryota; Metazoa; Chordata; Actinopteri; Istiophoriformes; Xiphiidae
Product: claudin-3-like
Exons: 1
Coding region: 138-785 (215 amino acids)
Biological process (GO): bicellular tight junction assembly; cell adhesion
Cellular component (GO): plasma membrane; bicellular tight junction
Molecular function (GO): structural molecule activity
Source: RefSeq, a predicted model, not a curated record